Chrysemys picta bellii (western painted turtle) is the source of this 590-nucleotide messenger RNA. It is a transcript of the gene ADIRF, whose product is annotated as adipogenesis regulatory factor. The record is from RefSeq and is a predicted model, not a curated record. NCBI's taxonomy places the organism in Eukaryota, Metazoa, Chordata, Testudines, Emydidae. Gene Ontology annotation, cellular component: nucleus. Gene Ontology annotation, biological process: positive regulation of fat cell differentiation.
AAGCUUUUAAAAGCAACCAUGUCUGGUAAGGGCUUCCAGGGUUUUAAACAACACGCAGAAGGGGAGGUCCAGGAUGCUGCAAAUGCGCUGGGAAAGUCUGCACAGCACGUAGUGAACCAGGCUACAGAUGCGGGUCAGAAAGCUAUUGAUCAUGCUUGCAAGACUGCUCAAGAUGGUGUAGAAAAAACAACUGGACAAGCAUCAGAAGCCGUGUCUGGCCUUGGAAAAAAAAUUGGACUUAAGAAAUGAUGAUAAUUUAAACAGAGUGUGAGAUGUUGUAAAAUCAAUGUUUGCACUGCAAUUCAGUAAUCAUUUCUGUAGAAAUAUGAACGCUGUUUUAGAUUUGCAUCAUUUACUGUGCUUAGCUUUAUGCCAUAUGCAGAAUGCUCACCCACCAAAUAGUUUAAAAAAAAAUCUUGUAUGCUCUAGUCAUAAUCUCCCAUUCAGCAUUAAUCACAAAAGUUUCCGCAGUGACUAAGGCAUUGUCUGUCUCAUACAGUGAUGUAAAGGUUGUUGAUACAUUAGUUCAAUGUACCUAAGAAUUUAAAUGAUGAAACUAUUAAUACUCCUGCCAUUACAUAGGUAAUAAA